Molecule: messenger RNA, 4971 nt
Organism: Clupea harengus (Atlantic herring)
Lineage: Eukaryota; Metazoa; Chordata; Actinopteri; Clupeiformes; Clupeidae
Gene: itga6a
Product: integrin subunit alpha 6a
Biological process (GO): integrin-mediated signaling pathway; leukocyte migration; cell adhesion mediated by integrin
Cellular component (GO): integrin complex; external side of plasma membrane
Molecular function (GO): integrin binding
Source: RefSeq, a predicted model, not a curated record
AAGCGCUUUGGCAUCAGCAUAACUCCGAGUAGUUGAGAGAGCGGACAAUUGACGGGCGCAAGGGCCGGAUUAACGUUAUCUCAACGCGAUGGGUUUUUGUGGAAUAUGCUGGGAAAGUUACGUAUGGAUUUCCUUCAUGGUUCAAUGUAUCUGCAUCGGAGCCUCCAAUUUAGAUACUCAUAAUAUCAUUAGGAAGGACGGAGAGCCCGGGAGCCUUUUUGGAUUCUCUCUCGCCCUGCAUCGCCAGUUGAUACCUUCGGACAAAAGAAUGCUGCUGGUUGGAGCUCCCAGAGCCCGGGCCUUGGCACGGCAGAACGCCAACAUCACUGGAGGCCUGUAUAACUGUGACAUCACAUCCCCGUCACAUGACUGUGAGCGCGUUGAGUUCGAUAAUGAAGCCGACGUCCUGGUGGAGAACAAGGAGAAUCAGUGGAUGGGUGUGACAGUGCAGAGCCAAGGACCAGGGGGCAAGAUUGUGACUUGUGCCCACCGCUACCAGAGGAGGCUUUUUGGGAACACGCGCCAAGAGUCGCGUGACAUCAUCGGCCGCUGCUACGUCCUGAGUCAGGACCUGACCAUCGACACCCAAUCCGAUGAGGACGGGGGGAACUGGAAGUUCUGUGAGGGCCGAGCGAGAGGCCAUGAGAGAUUCGGGUCGUGCCAGCAGGGUCUCUCUGCUACCUUUACUAAAGACUACCACUAUCUGAUCUUUGGGGCCCCAGGAGCCUACAACUGGAAAGGCAUUGUGCGGGUCGAGCAGAAGAACAACACUCUAUUGGAAAUGGGCUUUUACGAUGAUGGGCCCUACGAGGUCGGCGAUGAAAACCGCCUGGAUCCGGCACUCGUACCUGUGGCUGCAAACAGCUACCUGGGCUUUUCCCUCGACUCUGGGCACAGUAUCACCAGGAAAGGACAACUAACGGUUGUGUCCGGGGCUCCAAGAACCAAUCACAGUGGGGCUGUGGUUCUGCUAAGAAAAGAAGGAGAGGCCUCCACCAUGCUCUCCCCAGAGUACAUUCUAGAAGGGCCCGGACUGGCAUCCUCCUUUGGAUAUGAUGUUGCCGUGGUUGACCUGAACAAUGACGGGUGGCAGGAUAUUGUCGUCGGAGCUCCGCAGUUUUUUAUGAAGGACGGUGAGGUGGGGGGAGCUGUGUACGUUUACAUCAACAAGGCUGGCAAGUGGAAUGACAUCACCCCAGUCCGUCUCAAUGGAACCAAAGACUCCAUGUUUGGCUUGGCUGUGGAAAACAUCGGGGACAUCAAUCUGGACACAUAUCAAGACAUAGCUGUCGGCGCGCCCUAUGAUGAUGGUGGGGCAGGAAAAGUGUAUAUUUACCAUGGCUCCGCUAAUGGAAUCAUCACAGAACCUGCACAGGUUCUCAAAGGGAGAAAACACAAAAUUAAGCUAUUUGGAUACUCUCUGGCUGGGAACAUGGACCUGGAUCAAAACUCCUAUCCAGAUAUUGCUGUCGGGUCCUUGUCAGAUUCGGUGUUUGUUUACAGGGCAAGGCCAAUCAUAAGUAUUAAAAAAGAUGUGACUGUAUCACCAAAGGAGAUUGACUUAACAAAGAAAACCUGUGGGAACAGCAUAUGUCUCACAGUUGAAGCUUGCUUUUCUUAUAAAGCUAACCCUUCAACAUACAACCCUAAAAUCACUAUUUCCUACUUGUUUGAGGCUGAAUCGGAGCGUCGCAAGCAGGGGCUUCAAUCCAGAGUAACAUUCCUAGAUAAGAAGAACUCCGAUCAAGACUUCCAGUCCACCGGAACUCUGGAACUCCAAAGACAGAACAAGAGGGCGUGCUUUCGAAGCAAACUCAGACUUCAGGACACCAUUAAGGAUAAACUCAGGGCCCUUUCUAUCGAGGUGUCAGUGGCUGUCCUGAGCAGUAAGCGGGGCAAGAGGCAGAGCGCUCUACCUCAGCUCGUCCCUGUGAUCAGCCCUUCAGACUCAAAGAAGGUCCUCACUGAGGUGCACUUCUUGAAGGAAGGAUGUGGUGCUGACAACAUCUGCCAGAGCAACUUGCAGCUUCAGUACAGUUUCUGCUACCGAACUAAUCAGGAUGUCUUUCUACCUCUGCCUUUGCAAAAUGGUGUUCCACUGAUCUCCCUGAGUGACCAGAAGGACAUUGCUCUGGAGUUGACUGUGACAAACAGGGGUGGGGACGACGCUCAUGAAGCAAAGCUGGUGGGGAUGUUCCCCAGUUCACUGUCCUACUCUGCCUUCCGCCUCCCAAAGACUGGGGACAAACAAAUGAUCUGUACAGCAAACCAAAAUGGCUCCCAAACAGACUGUGAACUUGGCAAUCCGUUCAAGAGAGAUGAUGAGCUGAAGUUCUACAUCAUAUUGGGCACAGUUGGCAUCUCCCUCAACACCACAGAAAUUGUUGUCAACCUUCUCCUGGAAACGACCAGUCAACAGGAGAAGCCAAUCAAAGUGGAGGCCAAGGCAAGAGUUGUGAUCGAGCUGAUGCUGUCUGUCCUCGGGGCGGCACGGCCUCCCCAGGUGUACUUUGGUGGAGAUGUCAAAGGAGAAAGCGCCAUGAAGUCUCAGCAGGACGUCGGCUCUUUGGUUGAAUAUGAGUUUAGAAUAACAAACUGGGGGAAGCCAUUAAAGUCAUUCGGAACAGCUUCAUUGAACAUCCAGUGGCCUAAAGAGAGCUCUUUGGGGAAGUGGGUUUUGUAUCUCAUGGAGAUCAAGACGGAAGGCCUGGAUCAGAUCACCUGCUCCCCUGAGAGAGAAGUUAACCCUCUCAGUCUUCCGGAGGAAUCGGCGCCGUCCCGGCAGAGACGCGAGGUUGAGGAGCGAAAAACAAGGGAAGGUGGAGGCCUCCAAUCCCUGUUUGCUGAAAAAAGGAAAUACAAAACACUGACCUGCCAUAAUGAAGUCAAAUGUGUGGAGAUCAAGUGCCCCCUUCAGGGCUUGGACAGUAAUGCAGUCAUUCUGCUGAGGUCUCGUCUCUGGAACUCCACAUUCCUUGAGGAUUAUGCCACCUUUAGUUAUCUGGAUUUGAUCAUCAAAGCAUCACUCAGCCUUGAUGGAUCUGCACAGAAUAUUAUCCUGAAGAAUGCCGAAACUGAGGUGAAAGUCACUGUGUUCCCAGAGAAGACUGUGGCCCUUUACAGUGGGGUCCCCUGGUGGAUUAUCCUAGUGGCAGUGCUUGCAGGCAUUUUAAUGCUGGCUCUCCUGGUGUUCUUGCUGUGGAAGUGUGGUUUCUUCAAGAGAGCCCAAAAAGACCAGUUUGACGCGGCGUAUCACAAGGCUGAGAUCCAUGUUCAGGCGUCUGAUAAAGAGAAAGUCACAACUGAGGCUUAGUGCCUCAACUCUGGUGUGGAUUUUUCAAGCAUGCCAAAUAUGAAGACACUGUUCCAAGAUACCACGCUGUGCGUAUAAGGAAAGAUAAGCAACAGUUUAAGGAUGGCAAGAUUCAACUAACGGCAUUUGAGAAAAAGCAAUGGAUGACCACUUGGAAUGACAAUGAGAGUUACUCUUAAAACAAAGUGUCGACCUCCAUGGUGCUGCCUACUCUUAAGAAGGUCUGGAGUCACAGUGGCAGUGACCCAGAGUCCUCAUCUUCUUCUACUUUUCUCUUUUGAACAGCUGAAACUUGUCUUACUAUAUGUUUGUAUACCACCGAUGUACAUUGAAAGCAAAGUGCAAGAAUUCCAGGGAAAAACAGAAACAGAAACUUGGGCUUUCCCUCUGGAUACUCGGAGUGGACAGAUAGAGGACAAACACAAAUAUCUCUACCAAAAUAGACAGUUUUUGUCUUUUGUCUUCUGUUUGAGGCAGCAAACCUCUUUAAAAUGUAUGGAAUGCUUUUGUGUAAUGCCAUGCAUGUCAGUCAUCUUCGAUCUGCUUCAGUCUAUUCUCUCAAAUGACAGACUGGAAAAAUGUGUUUUGUAUAUAUUUAUUUUUAGUACACUGUAUAUUUAUUUUUGCAUGACCUGUAAAUGCAUUUAUUUGCCAAAGAUUUGUCAUGUUUGUCGUUUUAUAAUGAAAAUCCGGAGGGGCGCGUGAGGGACUGGCCCCCUGUGCAGCAUGGGUUUAGGGUUGCUGCCAGGUGCGACACAAAGCAUCAAACCUCUUUAAAUACAAAAAUCAUCUUAUGAUGUGAGCUUGAUCCUUAUGACAUAAAUUGACUUUGCACUUGCGUGACAUAUCAAACCAGUUAGGUUUGUCAAAAAAAAAAUCCUUGCUUGUACACUCAAAAGUAGUAGUAGAUUAUCGAACAAGGCAAGUCGUUUUUUUACACUGUUUCAAACCCGAUUUCAGAGUUUGUAGUAUUGUUUGGAUUGUUGCAAUGUUCCAUUUCUUAUUUCCAUUUUGAAAAGUAACAAUUGUUGUCGAACUGUGAAGGUAGGAUACUGUAUAUAGUGUCUUUAGUAUGGAUUAUUGGGACAACAGCUAGAAAGAUCUGCUAUGAUCAUCAGGUACAAUGUAGGCUAUGUUUACAGACUCUCUUACGUAAUAGUGAAACUACUGUGUUUACCACGAUACUAUGAUCAAUGUCAUAGUAAAGGACUCUAUAUUAAUUUAAAUUAGUUUAUCAUAACAAAAACAAAGGGACAUUUCUGAGUGGUGUUUUUUAGAAUCCUCCACAUCCAGUGAAAAUGAUAAAUGAGGAAAAUAGUCUAAUCAAGCAAAAACAAAAAGCAAGCACGUACACAAGUCAGACAUGAGUCGGUUUUCUGAUGAGGAAUGCAAGUAAGCUCAAGUGUUAUGGUUAGGUUUGGAUGGGUUUGUGAGGUGAGGUUUAGAGUUAUGGUCAGGUUAUGGCAAAGGUUAGUUGACAGAUGGUCAGGGCUAAUUGACGAAUACUGGAUUAAAGAUGGGGUACACACUGAGGUUCUUUAAUAUGCUGUCCAAAUAAAUUGUUAGCCUGUGUUUUUGUAAGUGUUAUCACUGGCAUAAAGGUGCAAGAAGUGUGGAGCUCUGAAAGGGCUAUACUGCAAUAAAGAACACAUUUCUUA